AAAAUUCAAAAGGGUGAACAUGAGCGGGUGACAGUCAACUUUUCUCAUCAAUGUGGCGCCGGCAGUGAUUAAAUGAUAAAUUGGAUGUAUCCGUGAGCGGAGAUUUUAGUGUAGAACACGAGUUAAAACGAUCAUUUUUCUAAAUAGAAAGAGAGAGUAAACUCAAAUAUUAUUACCUCAAAGGUUUGUGCACGUUGACGCAUUCAACGAACUUUGUUAAUCUAUUCGAAUGACGAUGACAGUAUACUGACUGUCUCACCGAUUCGGAAGCUAUGGCGAACAUCGCGGCAUUGAGAAUCCAACGCGAAUUUAAAGAGGUUAUAAGAAGCGAAGAGGUUGCAAAAUGUGCAAUUAAAGUUGAAUUGGUAAAUGAUAGUUUUACUGAAUUAAAAGGUGAGAUUGCGGGCCCACCAGAUACACCAUAUGAGGGAGGUAAUUUUGUGCUCGAGAUUAAAGUUCCCGAGACAUAUCCCUUCAAUCCUCCUAAAGGCUGCUGCUAUGACUUUACGUACAGUAUUGCUAUCAUUACAAGCUUUACUGUCUGCAGCAGAACCAGAUGAUCCACAAGAUGCAGUAGUGGCUAGACAAUAUAAAGAACAUCCAGAGAUGUUUCGUCAAACUGCGAAACAUUGGACAUAUGUAUAUGCAGGUGGACCAGCAAAGAUGCCUGACUUAGAUGAUAAAAUAAGGCGACUAACAGAUAUGGGAAUUGAAGAACAUAAUGCAAGAGUUGCUUUAUCUUCAUAUAAUUGGGAUUUGGAACGUGCCACUGAGCAGCUCUUCACUGGAGAUGUACAUUCCACGUUAAAAAAUGCAUUUAUUACAUUAUUAAGCAUAAUGGUACAAAGUAAAUUUGGUUUUCAAAAUAAACCUAACUUGAAAAUCAGUAGUAAAAAGAUAUCAGAAAGUAUGAUACUGAUACUUCCAAGUAAUAUUGACACUUCCAGCUUAUGAAAUUUCAAGAAAAUUUUAUACUAGAAAUAUUUAAUAAAAUUUAUAGUUAUAUUAUUUGUGAGAAAAUUGCCGGUUUAUAAAUAAUUUAAGACACUAAUUACUUUUAAGUCAUUAAUAAGAUAACAGGUCAUGUAGAAUAUAUUUGAAACUUGUUCAAAAAGACUAUUUGUAUAGCAUUAUAUGUGUUAUCCUACAAGUUAUAUAGAUUUUCCUUAAUAUAUUUAAGCAAUAUUGUAUUCCUGGCAGUGCUGAAAUAGGAAUUUUUAAUUUUCUUUUACAUUUUCUAGUAAUUUAUGCGGAGGCUGUGUUAGAGGUGUACUAAUAGAUUAUAAUACUAUUUGGUUUGUUUGAUUUAUAAUCAUGAUUAAAUCUAAAAAAUUGAUUACACAUGAAUUAAUUUAUGAAAAGAAUUGGUUACAGCAUCUAUAUAGAUUUUAAAUGUAAUUUAAUACUUCAAAAAUAUCAAUAAAUGACAUUUUUCAAUAAAAAUAAUAGGAAUACCUGUAUAAAAUUUUUUUUAUUUUAGUGUAUAGAUUAUCUAUCAAGUUCAAUAAAUUUAUUAAUUAAUUUAAUUAAUUAUUAAUUAUCUUAUUUGACAUAUAAACAUAUAAUUAUUUUAAUAUUAUCAUCUAUUUUAGAAUAGUAUCCAGGAUAAUUAUUGA
Molecule: messenger RNA, 1616 nt
Organism: Heterotrigona itama
Lineage: Eukaryota; Metazoa; Arthropoda; Insecta; Hymenoptera; Apidae
Source: the annotation of a GenBank genome assembly